AUGGCGCAAGAGGACAAACGGAACAAGGGAGGGUGGGCCAACCGUUUCCCAACUCUCCUUCCGCCCUCCUUCUCCGCUCCUUUCCCCCCCUCGUCAUCCCCCUUCCCCCUGAAACUAUGGCAGCGGGUGUUCUGCUCAUGGAAAAAGAAGGACACGCGGAACAUCGGGGGGCGUGCCAAUGCUCUCAUUGCUGCUAUCCGUGAUGUGCCAGACACCAAGGAGGACGUGUACCGGGCUCUCGACGCAUGGGCGGCCUUCCAGCUCGACUUUCCCCUGCUGGCCGUGAAACGCGCGCUGAGAAUCAUGCAGCAGGGAGGCGAGUGGAAGAGGAUACUGCAGGUGUGCAAGUGGAUGCUGGCAAGAGGGCAGGGGCGAACAUUCGGCACGUAUGAUUUGAUGAUGGAGGCCAUGGCUGCCACGGGGCGCCAUGCUGAGCUGGACGGCACGUGGGAACGAAUCAUGGGCCGCCACCUGGACACGGUGCCGCGAGCCACGUUUGCACGAGUGAUGAGCCUCUACACGCAGCAGGGACGGCCGUUGAAAGUGCUCGAGGUGUAUGGCAGCAUGAUAGAGCUGGGAGUGAAUCUGGACGAGGGUAUGGUGAUGCAGGUGCACAGGGCGCUGAUUAACAUCGGGGCAGAGCAGAGAGCAGAGGCACUGCUGCAGGAGCACCAGAGCGUUUUGACUCCACCAGUUGGGAAGGCUGUUAGGGCUGAGAAAGCCUCCAGUAGUGCUAGAACAUUACCGGUAUGA
Closterium sp. NIES-65 is the source of this 753-nucleotide messenger RNA. Lineage: Eukaryota; Viridiplantae; Streptophyta; Zygnematophyceae; Desmidiales; Closteriaceae. The record is from the annotation of a GenBank genome assembly.